CCGUAGCUCACGAAACAAGAUCUGUGCAUGUCUAGGUCUAGUCUAUUUAUUUCCAAUAUUACAGACUUUAUUCUCGUACAGAUUCUGUUAUUUUUUCUGCCCCAACUACAAGCACUACAUCAAGGGGUUAAGUAGUAGUUUAUCUAACUUGUAUUUAUUUCUGUCCCAACAAACUUACUACUCGCCUGAAUGAUGGCGCGUAGGCGAAGAAAGAAAGGACUGCAUCCCGCAGCCGCGAUUUUCUUAUCUACUAGUAGAGGAAUAGUACGUGCAGCAGAGGCGUCGUCGAGUCAUGUUAUGAAAGAAACAAUGUGAAGAUUGAACUCCAACUUCUCUUGAAGAAUUUGUUUCCUUGAAUAGAAGAUGAACCAAUAAGCGUACGUACUUAUUUUUCGUUUCUGCGAUUGUUUACUUCUUCACCUCGUGGUCAUGGUCAUGUCUACUACGUCUAGUGCAACUACUACUAAUUGAGGAGUCAAUUCUCAUUUUUGACCAAAUUUUUUAGUUAUAGUUUGUUGUUGUUACAACUACUGGCAUUAGCAGCUAAAGAUCUUUUUUUCAGCUGAAUGUUGGCAGUUGUGACUCACAUCAUGAAUGGGAAGGUUACAGCUGUCUCUUCUUACUUUCUAAAAAUCAUGUGAGGAGAACAAGGGGUGACGACAUAGAGGCGGUGGAAAUCGAUGCUCUAGCAGGUGGGCGUCAUUUACGACGGGCAACAACGUCCGCGCGUAGGGGUCGAGGAGAAACAAGUGGACACGCAUCAUCACAGGCUGACAGUGUGAGUGUGUAUGGAAAAGGAAUAAGAAUGAGUAGUCUUCAUUUUUUUAUAAGUGAACAGGCCAACGCCUAAACCACUAAGCCAACUGCGCAGUUGGCUUAGUGGUUUAGGCGUUGGCCUGUUCACUUAUCAUUUUUGAUUAUAAUAUGUACAGGAUGAUCCAUAACCUAACCUAACCUAACCUAACCUCUUUGAUGUAAGUACAUGAUCACUCUUUAGUAACUUUCUUGUCUCGUCAGUGGUAGAAAGUGACCACCAGAGACAUCUGAUGAUGCACACAGGAUGAAAGUGUGUAUGAAAAAUAAGAUUUUUCAUUAAUUGUCCCUUUCUUGUUUACAACAAGUACAAGAAGAUCGAUAGAAACACCUUCCCUCGUUCAUGAUACAGCGGAACAAGAAGAUCCUUACGACGAAGGCACCACGAUACGCGAAGAAGACAGACGCAGACAGGCAGAACACCGAAGAAACGUCGGAAGUUCCGCUGCAACAUCUUCUUCAUCUGGACAUAGUGGACAAGGACAUCAAGUAGGUCAUUCUCACAGUGGAGAAGGACAUCAAGUAGGUCAUUCUCAUAGUGGAGAAGGACAUCAAGUAAGUCAUCCUAGUUCCAGUAGACAAGAACACACGAGAGGACAUUCUGGUUACUCUGGGCAACAUGGUCGUGGACAAGCAGAGCACUCAGGUCAAGACGGACACUCGGGUUCUGGCAGAAGCAGUGGUGACACUGAUAGACGUAGCGUUAAGGCUCAAUGCAAUUCAUUUCCGACGGUUUUUUUUUUGUAUCGCGAGCGAGUUCCGGGAAGGUCCUGCCUACAUUCAUAUUUCCCGCGUAGUUAACGGCAAUUUUUGUUCGUUUCCCUUCUGAGGAUUCUGGAGAAAUGCAGAGAAGAAGUUGGCAAGAAAUGUUUUGAGCUCUAAUAGCGGCAAGCAUGUGCUGAAUGAAGAACAAGAACCAGGAGACUACGUGGAUGCCCCAAGAACAGAGCGGGAGUACGGAUAUCCAGAUGAUCAUGGAAAUGUCGUGGAGGUAGGUUCGUCACCAUCAUCUUCCUCUACAGCGAAACUGCGUAGACAUAAACAUCAACGUCUAUCUAGUUCGCAUCAACAUGGACGCGACGAGGUGCUGCAUAGGAAUAGUGACAGCGAUCAUCGGCAGAGACACGAUCAUCAGAUGACCGGUCAUGACUACAGCAGUCGUCAUCGUGACAGAGAUGAUUAUAGAUAUAGUUAUGGCAUCAGAGAAUACACGGCCCUAGUACUGCCCCAUUUCCAUAAUUGACACGUCUUCGUAAGUUAACCUCGUCUGUAUACUAUAAUGUUGACCUCGUUUCUAUACUAUAAUGAGGGCAUAUCAUCUUUGACCUUUUUAGAGGACUGUUGCGAACGAAGGAAAAGUCAGAUGAAUCAUACGGUCGACAGUAUUGAUCGGUCAGGUUGCAACUACCCCUAAUGUGGCGACUUGGAACUAGUAGACGAUAGAUUGGACGAUGGAGAGGCAUCCUCGAUGAGCAGUUCAUCAAAAUCAUGGACAUGGAGGCCUGAGGAGACAGCCUUUGUCGAUCAAACAGGAGAACGACACCAUGUACAAAUAGUAGUAGUACGUAAUACCUCAAACUAGACUAUACUAGUAGUUGGGAUUUAUUAGAAGUACUAUUUUUAUACUACAUUGUGACCACACGACGUACACGUACUAGGACAAAUACUUUUAUCUCAAAGUAGUAGGGUUUGAUGAUACUACCUAUGAGCAAUGAUGAAUACUACCUUGUUUCAUGCAAUUAUUGCACGACUACAGUCAGCUUCGUCUAGGCCCAUUUGUUGUGCCACUUCUACUUAUGCAUAUUCUCAUUUUUUGACAUCAGCGGCAUCAUUCGCAGGAUGCUUCUUCCUUUCAUGGCUCGUCACAACAUCAGCGACAACGCCGAGAUAAUAAUGUUAAGGCCAUUAAAUUGCAAUCAAUAUUGAAUGAUCUUGUUCAAUUUCAAGAACUUGUCAAGAUUCUGAUCAACCUCACCCAUUUUUGUUCUUGUACAACCUUGAUAUUGUUGGAUAACACGAUGCAUGCACAAGAAGCCAAGUUGGAGAAAAUUUAUUUACAACGCACGGCAUUGGCAUGAUCCUUGAUUUUGAGGGCACCGCUAACAAUGCGACAAAACAAACUGAUCGGCUCUAACAAUGCGACAGAAGCGGACGACGGAAACGGCACGAACCUUUCACACACUCUAGGGGUCGCAAAAGAAGUGGCUGAGCAAGCAGGUACUGUUGCUAAUGCUAUUCAAUCUUAGUCUUUACGAACACCACCGUUGAAACAUCCUCAACAUCAUGAUUCUUGGCCUUUUUUCUACUUCAAAAACGGAUCAAGGAUGCAAUCAGGGAUGUCAAUACCCAGAUCCCAUGUUCGCUACUUCAUAAAAGGGAUGCUAAAGCAGUAGCUCUGACUUCAUGACUGAGGAGUUGCUUGAAAUACCUAUCUCUUCAGAAAACUAAAUCCUGGAGUGGAAAAGGUUUGAAAUGAUUUAGAUGUGCUAUAAAAUUCAACUACUUACACAUCUUCAAACGCUUCAUCUUCCAUCCCUCCAUUUUCUUCGAUCCCUCCAUCUUCAGACACACAUCUUCAAACUUCUCCUUUUUCUUUGUUCAGUACAUCUUCAAAAUCUUCGUUAUUAAGCACAUUCUUCAUCAUUUCAGCCUUGCCAUUAGGGGUGAUGAUUGUAGUGGGCGGUCUUCUGUUUUUCGCCACGUCGUGGAUCAUGUACCUUUUCUGUCGGUCACGACAAGAAAUUCGAGAUGAGCAAAAGGAAAUCUUAAGGCACUGAAACUCACCCUGCUCGCUCGUUAUUUGAGUGAAACGCUGUACUGAGAUGACGUUCCCCUACUUCUUCUCCAUUGACGGAAACUUGCUGUUCUCGCAGCAUCUUAAUAUUACGCAGCAUCUUAAUAUGAAUCUUUUAUUUGCUAACAACGCUACUGCACCUUUAGAAGUGUCGUGUGAGUCAAUCUACGUCUCCAACCAUUACGCGCGGGCGCUUUAUAUCCAUGAGAUGAAGAAUAGAGAAAAAAGCGCGCUUUCUGGCCGCUGGCUUGUCGGUUGGGUUUCUUCACUCUCUUGAGAGUGCGGGUGGAGCGCGUUUUCUCGGCCCACCCAGGCCCCUCACGAGCCGUUCGCCGCCCCGCCCUCUUUUUUUUGGGUUUAGGUGUUGGGCAGCAGUCUCUGUCUGCUUCGAAGUCUGUCUUCUGCGGUCACCGCGAGGAGCUGCAUUUUGGCCAGCCUUCGGCGCGGGUUUUCGGCUCUCUGUCUUGUCCCUUCGGUCCGAGAUCGUCUCGCGUGCCACUGUGGUGAGGAGCAGCAUACCUUCGGCGCGCUCUCUCCUCUGUGUCCCGUUUCCCCCUUUCGCAGAUGCUUCUAGUGUGGCUCUCAUGUCUACUAUCCAGUCCGUGCCUCUAAUCCUUGCAAUGGGAGAGUCGGAAGAAGCAGUGUCGCAACUUUUAGGCCACACUCUCCAGAAAAAUGCUGAGCAGGACAGCUCUACUAUGACAUGUACUUUUGACCCUAUUCCUGUUCCUGUUGAUUGACAUCGAGAAGGACUACAUUCUUAGUGUUCAUUUUGACGAUCCGGCUUCCAUCAUCAUCAUCAUCAUCAUCAUCAUCAUUCUCGUCACCAAUCUUAGAUGCGGAGAAUGAGGGAGACUAUAACUUGACGACGGAGGUUUUUAAAGAGGCUGCUAGCGUCAGCGAUGCAGGUGACUAACAUGUAGUACACAAAAUUGACGUUGGUGACUCAUGUGUACGCGAAGACGUUGAUAACCCACGACUAUUACACGAAGCUGGUGACCCACGACGUGUACACGAAGCUGGUGACCCACGACGUGUACACGAAGCUGGUGACCCACGACGUGCGCGCGAUAUUGUUGACCCACGACGUGUACGAGAUGUUGUUGACCCACAACGUGUACGAGAUGUUGUUGACUGACGUGUACACCACGAUUUUGCUAUUGGUGACUCACGUGUGCAACAAGAUGUUGGUGAACAUUGUGUGCGCACAAGACCAAGGCUGCUCUGGUUCUAUGUGGAUGAAGCUCACCGUCAACACAGUGCAUUAGACCGUAUGAUCCAGAAGAUCCCCUCCCGCUUUGCCGAAUUGAGGAUUGAAAUACGAUUACUUACAGAGGAUGAAGUAGAUUUUUCAUGUUGUGACUCGCAGAAAUUUUUGUAUUGAUGUCGUCGUAACUGAUGUUGUUUCCUGGUGUUGUAACGAUGUACUAGAACUUUAUAUGUUGUAGAGAAACUAAUUGGUAAGUACAUGGUUUUCAAACGAAUAAUACACGAACCUGUGUUGAAGUUGUUUCCUUUUUCUUUUACUGUCUUUUGUUUCAUGAAGGUCCAGUUAGAAAUUUCUCUAGCAAGCUAUAGGAGCUUCUUAUUUUCGACUUUUCUUUGUUGCUCUCGUUUCUGAUUCCAAGAAUAUUCCAUUCAUUCUCGUCUUCUGUUAUCAAAACCUAGCUCCUGUCGCACCGUUUUCUUUUGGCUUUUGAAAAAGUUCAUGUCACGAAUAUAUGUAUGUAUAACUCCAAUUAGCUCCAUUAGGUUAGAUUACACCUACGCGCCUAAGUUUUUUGUGUUGGAAGAAGUCUUUUUAGCAGUAUCGCUUCAGAAAAGGGACGGCCCGGAAAAGAAACAUCACUACUAUAUCAAAAGUGAAAAAUAGAAUUAGAAAGGUACCUCACCAAGAUGAUAACACUCCGGUUACAACAACAAGAAGAACCUAUCUUUCAGAUAAAAAGUCUGUUUCGUCGCGACGAAGAUUUGCAGCUCUCUCGAGAUUUGCAGCUAAGACUCCUUCGACGACACGCCACCUACCUAAAUGAGAU
Molecule: messenger RNA, 5643 nt
Organism: Amoebophrya sp. A25
Lineage: Eukaryota; Dinophyceae; Syndiniales; Amoebophryaceae
Source: the annotation of a GenBank genome assembly